ACGCAGGCGCGCUGGUUCUGACCCACGUGGCAUGACGUCCUGCUUGCUGUGUUCAUCAGCGAAUAACAGUCUGUGAAGCCGUUUAAUAGGGUUACUAUUCAACAACAGAAGAGAUAUGUCUCAGUUACAAACCAGGUUCUUUACGGAUAACAAAAAAUAUUCAGUCGAUGACGUCCCAUUCUCCAUCCCUGCUGCCUCAGAGGUACAGGAACUCAGCAACGUCAUCAACAAGCUGCUCGAAGCAAAGAAUGGGUCUCACAGCCAGAUUGAGUUUGACUUCCUGGUGCGAGGUCAGUUCCUGCGGACAUCGUUGUCAAAUCACAUGGAGGCUGAAGGCAUCUCAACGGAAGAUGUGGUGGAGAUCGAGUAUGUGGAGAGGUUCACCGCUCCCCAACCAGAGGAGUGUAUGAUGCAUGAUGACUGGAUCAGCUCAGUGGAGGCAGACUCUGAAUGGUAAGAGGCAUGACGUCUAACCCAGACUGAAUGGUA
Molecule: messenger RNA, 489 nt
Organism: Oncorhynchus gorbuscha (pink salmon)
Lineage: Eukaryota; Metazoa; Chordata; Actinopteri; Salmoniformes; Salmonidae
Product: ribosome biogenesis protein wdr12-like
Exons: 4
Coding region: 116-457 (113 amino acids)
Source: RefSeq, a predicted model, not a curated record